This is a messenger RNA of Dermochelys coriacea (leatherback sea turtle), 4000 nucleotides long. It is a transcript of the gene LLGL2, whose product is annotated as LLGL scribble cell polarity complex component 2. The record is from RefSeq and is a predicted model, not a curated record. Gene Ontology annotation, biological process: establishment of spindle orientation; cortical actin cytoskeleton organization; regulation of protein secretion. The transcript is spliced from 27 exons. Gene Ontology annotation, cellular component: plasma membrane; cortical actin cytoskeleton; cytoplasm. Bases 162 to 3284 code for a protein of 1040 amino acids. Gene Ontology annotation, molecular function: myosin II binding; GTPase activator activity. Lineage: Eukaryota; Metazoa; Chordata; Testudines; Dermochelyidae.
UGAGCCCCGCCCCCUCCCGGAGGUAUCCGCGAAGGAGAGGCGGCGGCGGCGGCGCUAGCGGAGGAGCCCCGUGGCCCAAGAGCCGGCUGCAGGGGACACCACAGCCCGCGGCCUCCUCCGGGCCCGUCAGGUUUCUGGUGCCAGGUGGUUAAAGAGGGAAAAUGAGAAGAUUUUUGAGACACGGUCAUGAUCCUGUAAGAGAGAGGCUCAAGCGUGACCUUUUCCAGUUUAACAAGACUGUAGAACAUGGAUUUCCCCACCAGCCCAGUGCCUUGGGAUAUAGCCCCUCUCUCCAUCUUAUGGCUAUCGGGACCAGAUCAGGAGCCAUCAAACUAUAUGGAGCUCCUGGGGUGGAGUUUAUGGGUUUACAUGAAGAGAAUAAUACCGUCAUGCAGAUACACUUUAUUCCCGGCCAGUGCCAGCUGGUGACACUGCUGGAUGAUAACAGCUUGCAUCUCUGGAGCCUGAAGCAGCGUAGUGGGGCAUCUGAGCUGCAGGAGGAGCAACGCUUCACACUUCGGGGGCCUCCUGGAUCUCCUCCAAGUGCCACCCAGAUAACUGUUGUCCUUCCACAUUCAUCACGGGAAGUUCUGUACCUUGGCACUGAAAGUGGCAAUGUCUUUGUGGUGGAGCUCCCGUCCUUCAGACUGUUAGAGGAUAGGACCAUCACCUCUGAGGCAGUGCUGCAGUGGGUGCCAGAAGACUGUCGUAACAGGCGGUCGUUUGAAUUGGUGGAAGCCUUACAGGAGCAUCCCAGGAACCCUGGACAGAUUCUGAUUGGAUACAGCAGGGGCCUCAUUGUCCUCUGGGACGUGCAUAACAAAAAAGUGUCGCACCACUUCCUGGGCAGUCAGCAAUUGGAGAACCUCUUUUGGCAGAAGGAUGGCCGUCAAAUCGUUAGCUGCCAUUAUGAUGGAAGUUAUGCCCAGUGGCCAGUAUCCAAUGAUAACAGGCAGCCUGAGCCCCUGGAAAGCAAAGUGCCUUAUGGUCCUUUCCCUUGCAAGGCCAUUUCCAAGAUUUAUUGGCAGACAACAAAGAAUGGGCUACCUUACAUUAUAUUCCAAGGAGGGAUGCCCCGAGCUAGCUAUGGUGACCGGCACAGUAUCUCUGUCGUCCAUGGCAGCCAGCAGACUGCCUUUGACUUUACAUCGCGGGUGAUAGACUUCUUUGUCAUCUGCAAUGCAGAUCCUGCUGCAGAGUUUGAUGACCCCUCUGCUAUGGUGGUGCUAGCCGAAGAAGAACUGGUGGUAAUAGACCUAAAGAGUGUAGGCUGGCCAGCAGUCCAUCCUCCGUACCUGGCAUCUCUCCACUGCUCAGCCAUCACCUGUUCACACCAUGUCUCCAAUAUCCCACUGAAACUGUGGGAGAGGGUGAUCAGCGCUGGAAGCAAACAGAACUCUCAUUACUCAAAUAUGCCAUGGCUGAUAGAUGGUGGCACCAACCUGGCUCCAGAUCCUCCCCAGAGGGACCUGCUUCUUACAGGGCAUGAGGACGGCACUGUGCGUUUUUGGGAUGCUUCAGGUGUUUGCUUGCGCCUCCUUUAUAAGCUGAGCACUGUGAGGGUCUUCCUCACAGACGCAGAUCCCAAUGACAACAUGAACCCGCUGGGUGAGGAUGAAUGGCCUCCGCUGCGUAAGGUUGGUUCCUUUGACCCUUACAGCGAUGACCCCAGGCUCGGGAUCCAGAAGAUUUACCUGUGUAAAUACAGCGGUUAUCUGACCGUAGCUGGUACGGCAGGGCAGAUACUGGUGAUGGAACUGAAUGAUGAAGAGUCGGAGCAUGUUGUGGACCACGCUGAAGCAGACUUACUACAGGACCAAGAAGGCUAUAAGUGGAAAGGUCACGAGAGGCUAAAGGCCCGAGAUGAGCCUGUCCGAUUUGAACCUGGCUUCCAACCAUUUGUCCUGGUUCAAUGUCAACCACCUGCUGUGGUCACGUCACUGGCCCUUCACUCUGAAUGGAAGCUCGUGGCCUUUGGUACCAGCCAUGGCUUUGGGCUUUUUGAUAACCAGCAGAAACGACUAGUCUUUGUCAAAUGUACGUUGCAUCCCAGUGACCAGCUGGCUUUGGAAGGCCCUUUAUCUCGGGUGAAGUCCUUGAAGAAAUCCCUCCGGCAGUCAUUCAGGCGGAUCCGGAGAAGCAGGGUGUCUAGCAGGAAGCGACGAGCUGGUGGUGGGAUCGCUGGGGAGGUACAAGAGGCGAAUUCCAGGUUUGACCAAGAUGCAUUACAAGAGAUGGAACUGGCUCCAAUCCAGAGGAAGAUAGAAGCGCGGUCUGCAGAAGAUUCCUUCACUGGCUUUGUGCGCACCUUGUACUUCGCAGACACCUUUUUGAGAGACAGUUCUCGCCACUGCCCCUCCUUGUGGGCAGGCACCAAUGGAGGCACGGUCUAUGCGUUCUGUUUGCGUGUUCCACCAGCGGAGAGAAGGAUGGAUGAGUCUGUCAAGGCAGAGCAGGCCAAGGAAAUUCAGCUGAUGCACAGGGCUCCUGUUGUGGGGAUACUUGUCUUGGAUGGGCAUGGCACUCCCCUCCCAGAGCCACUAGAAGUAGCACAUGACCUUUCUAAAAGUCCUGAUAUGCAAGGCAGCCAUCAACUUCUUGUGGUGUCUGAAGAGCAGUUCAAGGUAUUCACGCUGCCCAAGGUUAGCUCCAAACUGAAGUUCAAGCUGACAGCUCUGGAAGGCUGUAGGGUACGAAAGGUGACAGUCGCUAACUUUGGCAGCUGCAAGACUGAUGAUUAUAGUGAAAAUGACCUGGCCAUCCUCACUAACCUGGGAGACAUUCAGAUCAUCUCUCUGCCCUUCCUCAAGUUACAGAUCCGCUAUCCCUGUAUCCGUAAGGAAGACGUGAGUGGCAUUGCUUCCUGUGUCUUCACCAAAUAUGGCCAAGGUUUUUAUCUGAUCUCACCAUCAGAGUUUGAGAGGUUCUCCCUGUCUACCAAAUGGUUAGUUGAGCCCCGAUGUGUUGUGGAUACACCAGAAAUUACCGGCAACAACUACUUGCACAACAAAGCUGGCAUGGAGAAGGCUACAAGAAAAUCUAGGGAAUCAGGCAGGAGUUCUGGUGAUCCUGGAGAAGAUGAUGAGAGGAAGUCUGGGAGAUUGAUGGAACAUGCCUUACUCAAUGAUGAAAAAGUUCUGAAGGAGAUCCAAAGUACCCUGGAGGGGGAGAGAAGAAGCGAUCACAUUUCCAUAUCCCAAAGGAGCAGGACUCUGAGUACUCGCAUACAGGAGCUAUGGAGAGAGAAAUUCAAGAAGAAUUCACGUAGGACAUGGACUAAGUAAUGGAGGAGCGGAAUGAUCAGACCUCAACAAAGCCGCUGUGACAUCCUGGCAUUGGAUUGAGUGCCAUAACACUACUGACUGGGAAAGCCGUCCCAUGGAGAGGAGGCCUCUACUUCUCCCUGCACAGCAGGAGACAGAGCUGUGACUCACUGGUGUGUCUGCCUCCCUCUCCCCCUCGUGCCUCACCAGAAACCACCUUUUCCUCCUUGAGUCUGCCUUGCACAGAGGCCAGAAGCAGACUGCCUGCUCUGAUGCACCACAAGCCUUUGUGUAUGUCUUUGUAACUAUUUUUAAUGUUUGCACAAUUAUCUCUUUUCUACUGGGCUGGGUUUUAAAUUAUAAAUGUUACUGCCCUGGGUGCAGAGUUUUAAUAAACACACUGUUACCUCUGAGUGGUUUAAGAUUAUUUUUUGUACAAUUUUUUAAAUUGUAAGGGUGUUUGUUUUAAUGGAAACAUAUUUUUAAAAUGUACUUUUUUUUUUUUAAGAAAACAAAUGAAAUAAUAUAUCUGUCGUUUUAGAUCCCUGUGGCUGCUGUAACUGGUAUUUGAAUGAGUCAUUCCAGUUAGGUUUUGUUUGACGGUACUGUUAACUGGUUUUACGGAUUUGGGUAGAAUCUAUUUUUGUAGCUGUUCAGAUUGGAGGAAAUUUAAUCAAACUUGAUUUGUUUUUCAACACUACGUUGGUCUUUUUGAAAUAAAUGAAAACCCUCAAUUA